UCAAAAUGGAGAGCACCGGUGGCUGAUGUGGUCGAUCUAUUUUUCUGAUUCAGUAAGAAAUUAAUUUCUCCAGCAUGUCUCAAGUUUGUUCGAAUUGCGGUGGUAGUGACAUUGAUAUAGAUCAAGCUCGUGGUGAUGCUGUGUGCAUGGGAUGCGGUUCUGUCCUUGAAGACAACAUCAUUAUUUCCGAGGUACAGUUUCAAGAGAACAGUAUUGGAGGAGCUAGUGCAAUAGGACAGUUCGUCUCGUCAGAGGGUAAGAAAAGUUCUUUCAACUACGAACUUUUCAAAAACUCUUUUGGAACUUUUAAGAACUCUUUUGACGAAAUUAAUAGAGAAACUCGUACAUUUAACUUCGUCUUAGUGUGAGGACAGUACACGUGUAUUGAACAUCUCUGUUUGAUUUUCUUUCUAAAAUCAUCCAUUUUUUACUAAUUUUACAUCACUGUGCUAGGAUAAAAAAGAAGAAAAAGGAAAAAAAAUAAUGUCAAUUAGGAAACAGGAUGUUUACACAUAAGUUCGCGAGUAACAUGUAGGGUUUGAACCACGACGUUAUUGUAGGCGACGGGGCAAUUGGUGAAGAAGAAAGAUGUGAUCUCCAUUGCGCCAUGCAGAUCACGUGACAUAUAAUUCUCCAAUCGAUUGACUUUAUCGUGGAGAAAAGGUGGUUGCCCUGUUUCCGUUCACUACAAAUUACCAUAAUGAUUGUUUAUUUUCUCAUAAAUCCUAUGGUAUUCUUAAUUUAUGUGUUUAAUUUUCUCUUUUGAUAUAAUAACUUGAAUAACUUAUUUCAAAUCUCAGUAAUUGUAAUAGUGACUGAAAAGGUUGUACAGUCGACUUCCGGUAACUUGAACCUCCGGCUAACUGAAAGCAAUUUUCAUUUCCCUUCAGAUCCUUUGCUAUAUAAUUUUACCCUUGAUAACUCGAACUCCUGAUAAGUCAAACUUGUUUCUAUUUCCCUUGAAGGUUCAAAUUAUUGGGAGUCGGCUGUAGUUAUGAAUAUCAGUAUUAAGGGACACAGCUGAUUUGCAUGUCACAAGAUGCGCAUGAAACAGAAAGUGAGAAGCGUAUUCAGAAUCCUCUAAACAAAACUUGUAGAGUUGAACUAGAUACAUGCCGAUUAAUCAUGAUUAUAGACCCUAAGCCAUAUCAGAGCACUCAUUUUUUUUUUAUAUACCAUUGAGAAUUCACCAAUGGAUUUUUCCAGACAAAGUCAAACAUCAACAAAUACUUCCGAAUUCGAACUUCAGUAGAAGUGCGAAAUUGCAUAAAGUCUGAAUCAUUGUCGAAGGUUCAAAGCCGAGAAAGCUUGAUUUUCCAAAUAAUGUAACCUUUUCCAGCGAUUUUCCAAAAUAAUAUAUAUAACCAUCAUGAUAUAUGGUAUAACGAUAACGCUCACCAAUGUUACAAAUUCAUUUCUCUUGUUACCUUGGUAAAUGAAGGUAAUUUUUCCGCCUGGUGCCUAUGCGUUUCUCACCUCUUCCGUUCAUAUUCCUUUGAAACUGUUUUUAACCAGAUAUGACUAAAUAAUGUUAUAGGAUGAGUCAGAGUAAAAGUUUGCUCAAAAAGAGGUUUUCAGUUAAAGAUCGUGGACUGAAUGAAACACUAGGGAGGAUUGAAGGGAAUUUCUAGAUGUAUCUGAUGCGUAGAUUUGAUUUUGGGUUGAGGUAAACUCUUUUCAAACUGGCUAAAGUAGUGUCCAGGUCAGCGCGGUCCCAUAGCUUACUGCAUGUGUCCCUUUAAAUUCUCAUGUAUUUUUUUAUUUAUUACCAGGAAACAAAACAGGUGUUGGACUUGGCUCUGGGUUUCGUCAUGGUCUUGGCCAAGAAUCAUGGUCUUGAAAAUGAAUCAAUGAUUUGUGGUUGCAUUUUUUUUCUCUUUUGAAAAUGGUAUUUUAAUGCAUGAUUUGUCAUCCUCUGGUUUUAUACCUGCCAACUCUCACGCCUUAGGCGUGAGUCUCACGCCUUUUUUUUUUUCUUCAGACCCAUGUAAGGAACGAAAACCAUGUUUUUAAAUGGCACUGGCCAUUUUAAUGCUAUAGUGACGUUUAAAUCAUCCUGUGGUUUAAAUGGAUAAAAAUCAUAAUCUCAGGCAAAAGUUUAUAUGGUUUAAAUGUACAUAAAAGCAAAUCUUAACAGUACCUCAAUGUACGCUUUACAAAGAGUCUGAUGGAGGUUUUAGGUUCCUUGAUAUUCAGAGAUCUAUGACUGGCAGACAUAUGUAGCUGAUGGAAUAAAAUGGUACAAUCAAAACAACUGUGACUGAGUGGAGAAAAAUUUUGAUAACUUGUGUUGAUGAUGAGGUCAAAUUAACAGAUGUCUGUUUUCCUUGACAUUAAUGCAAAGAAAGUUUUCCUUUUCUUAUUUGCAUUUCUAUUUUUCAAAUUCCUUUCAAGAUUAGUCUUCUCUACGUAAAAUUCUACAAGUGCAUGUAUUUCUUGCUCCCCUCUUCCUCUUAAAUCCCAAUUCCCACCCUAGUAAAAAUGUAGGUGUGAACAACUGUGAUCACAAAGCGUGAUCACCGGUAAAAAUUUUUUACAUCUGAUCACAACCUGAUAAUGGAGUAAACCGUGCUAUAAUCUAAUCAUGCCAAGAAACCUAUUUAAUAAAUUGGAUCAGAAUCAAGUCCAGAAUCAUGAUCAUGGACACUAUGAAACACUGCAAAAUAUACCUCUUCAAAAGAACUUAAGACACCAAAAAUAAAGUAUAUUUAAUUAUUAUAAUAUUAUAAGUAAAAGUAAAGCGCUUAAGUUGCAGUAUCAGGGUUGUCACUAAAAUUUCAAGUUGCCUGGUAAAAUAAUACAAGGUGGGGAACCAAUUAGCUAAGAAUAUAUUUCGGUACUAUUUUUCGUCUAUUUUUCAAUUAAUGCAGCUGGGGGCCACACUUAUAAUAGCCGUGGGAAAUCCCAGGCCCCCGGCUCUUAAUUACAGGCCCUGGUCAGUGUGCACACCAUCUAAUGUAAACUGUGAUCACAGCUGAGGUUGAUCACAGGUCUGAUCACUCCUAUCAUGGUUUGACAAUGCUAUCCCAAAAGCAUAUGAUCAUGAGAAAAGGAGUGAUCAUGCCAGUGACCUUGGGCAUGAUUUGUACUGUGAUCAUGCCUUGCUUGAUCACAAAAUAUUCUCACUGGGACAGCCUUCUAAAAAGGCAAAACCUGGAUCCUGAAAAAGCUCUCUGGGAACACCCUUACAUAGGUUUGUCUAAGCUGUUACUUUGCUCCUCUAGGUAAGAAGAGAAUAAAUAUGGUUGGUCAUCAGUUACAGAUGAAUCAGCAUUGUAUUGACACGGCAUAUAACUUUUACAAGUUAGCAGUAAACAAACGCCUCACCAGAGGCCGGCGAAUAAACAAUGUUGUAGCAGCGUGCUUGUAUCUUGUAUGCAGAACGGAGAGAACACCACGUAUCCUUUAAAAAUCAGUUUUUAAAAUCGUAACUUCAUGUUAUGUGGUGCAGGUGAUAUUUCUGUUUGUGUCUCAGUUCAGUUAAUUAUUGUGCAUCUGUGUCUCAUUACCUCUAUCAUGUCAUAGGCACUUUCCAAGUAAUCUAUCCACAAUUGAAAAGAUAGACUUCAGCAUUUUAUUAUUGCCACAAAGUUUUUGUCACAGGCCAUCUCCAGGCUUACAGUAUCAAAUUGAAUCAAGUGGCUGAGCUGGUAUAAUAUUUAUCAUAGGUGAUUGCCUCCCCUAUAUAGCUAGCUGUACACGUAUACUAUAAGUAUGUGCAUAACCUGAACAGUGUUCUCCAGAUGGGAGCUCCAGCAGGUUGCCAAAAAUUGCUGUAUAGUUGCCACAGAAGCAGUGGCUACUCAAACAAAAUGAUUUUCUAAGAAAUUAAAGGGAAUAAAUCGGCAGUAUUUGUUUCUGAGCCAUUUUGUUUAACAGCAGCAGAUUUAUGAUAAAAAAUAAAGCAAAUUGUAUAGGUAAAUGAAGGUACCACCUCGAUGACUAAAAUUCUUUAACUGGUCGCUUAAACUGUACUGAAAUGCACUUUCCGGAGCCCCUAGAAUAAACAUUUUCCCGGGGACAGGGGUCAACCGCCAGCCAUGUCUACCCCCACAUGGAGCUCAUCAGCGUGAAACUGGCUUAAUUCCACUCAUUUUAAUCUAAUAAUUUGCCACCUACUAUAAUUUUUUCUUCCUCUACCCUACUUUUUCUGGAGAACCCUGCAGAAGAGUGAAAUGCAGAGUAACAUAUUAUGGAAUCCUUGACACAAUUGCAGACAUGCUUCUGGACUUCAGUGAUGUUUUGCAGGUAUUUUAUUUGCUAUCAGCAUUUUAGUCGUAUCUUGUAAGAGGGAACUUCACAACCUUCCAAAGUAAAGGGUAUCAGUAGAAUAAACGUUAGGAAUAAUAAAUUUAGAUAACUGAAAUAAACUGCAAGACGGUAGAGUCAUCCCUCACUUGCUUCUGGAUGGGUUUAGUAUAGCAAGCGUGGAGAGUGUGCUUUUAUUUUGUGUCAGGGUGGACAUUAUGAGCACUUUCCAUUUACCAAAAACUUUGAGAAACUUCCAUGGAAAGGUCCAUCGAGUGAAGAACGUGUUCCAUUUGACACAAGUUCCAUUCGUUUAUGCUCUGGUCACCAAAAUUCAAGAUGGUGGCACAGAUAUCGCUUCGAAUAGCAUAGAAUUGGUGAUUCCUCGCAAAAACUCGUAAAUCAAACAUGCGUUUCCAUCGGAGAAGUUUCCAGUGAGAAAACAGGACUACCUUUUCAAUUUUCCAGUUAUUCCUGAGAAUUUUCCAGUGGAACGCCUGAUAAAAGUAAAAUGUUCCAUGUACAUCCCAACCAGAAUUUCUGGAAUUUCUUGGUAAAUGGAAAGCACCCUAUAUGUUUCUUUUGGUGAUUUCUAUUGUUAUUUUUCCCUUAAGCCUUGGAAAAAGUGCUUUGACUUUGUUUCACGGUGGACAGUUGUUUCUUUUCAUUUCUCUUGUUUUUUUUUUCCGUGAACCUUGGCAACAAGUUUGAAAUUUAAUUAUUUGUGUGAAGUUAGCCACUUUUUUAAGCCUCGGAAUGAUAAUUAGCACUUCGAGUGUGGGAAUUGAAAUUAAUUUUUGUGAAUUGCUUUGAUAGGUUGAUGUGUUCACAUUGGGUAGAGCUUAUCUUAAACUGGCUCAGGAGCUCUACAUUAAUCUGCCUGCUGUUGGUAAGAAAGCCUUAAACCUGUACAGUAAUAUUUAUCAAUAUUAUUUGUGAGGUUAAUUAUGGUGCUUAUUCUUAGUUUUCACGUAAUUUGUGACAAGGUAGGCAAGUUGGUAUAUAAUACAAAGUAUUUUCACAGAAUUUGUACCACAAUUAUUUAUUUCCCAGAGGAGUAAACCUCCAUGUCGGCUGUGACAUCACCCCAUGAUUAUAUCACAUACAGUCGCACCUCUCUAAUACGGACACCAAAGGGACAGAGUGAAGUGUCUGUAUUAGAAAGGUUUCCGUAUUAGAGAGGUCACUAUGAUUAUGUCUUCUUUAAGACCCCACUGACAGGUCGGAGUGUUCAGUAAGUAAAAUCAAGCCCAAUACUCAGUGUCUUGUUAAUUCUGAAUCUAGAUUGAUUAAUGUUAUUGUACUUCUCAGUUACAUGCUGUACAUACAAAUUUUGGAACGAAAUGAAAUACUUUGCCUAAGACAUGUUCUGGUAUUGGUGUCGCUGACUGAUAAAGUGUCAAUGUUUGUGUAACUGCCGACAGAAAAUGGUACAUAUACCACAAAUUAUCGAAACCUUGUCCCGGAGUGUCUGUAAUAAAGAGGUUAAGUUUGUAUGAAUUUUCUCCCAAAGGCCAAGAUUUUGUGUCCGUUGUCUGUAUUAGAGAGGGUCCGUAUUAUAGAGGUUUUUUUUGGAGGAAAUGUAUGAGAAUUUUGUCGGUACAUAGGAAACUGUCCGUAAUAGAGAGGUGUCUGUACCGAGAGGUUCGACUGUAUUUUUUGUAAAGCAUGCUUAUGUGGUGCUUACUGUUUUCUACCAAAAUCAUUCCAGAAUGAGUCCUGAAAUUGUCCCUGUGAAAUGUAUUUCAUUCUGGUAAAAUGUAACGUGACAAAAGAACUUUCUCCUGAAAUGGAAAUGCAAACGCUGUAUAAUCUGGGGUGAAUGGAGCAUGUAUGUCUGAUCUCGCACAAAAAUCAUGUGAGUGAGAAAUCCUUAGGCUGACAUUAGCUGAGAUGGUUGAUGUCGUCCUGUGAAUGCAGUGGGAACUUCAUUUUAGGAAAAUUUAUUGGGUAAUGAAAGCAAUUCUGGUAUCAUUUGAAUAGCCUGCAACUGCCCAUUCAAUAACAUUUAGUUCCCUUUUAGUUUGCUUUGUUUUUAAUGGAAAAAAUAUGAAAUGCUGACUUGCCCAGAGAAGGUUGGGUCAUGAAGACUAUGUUUUUUCUGUGCUGGGUUAAUAAGCCCCUUAUAGAACAAUAUAUUAGAAAGCAGGUAUUCAAUAAUGGCUGUUAGAGUCAGGUAAGGAAUUAAUGUAUUAUAACUAUAUAUACUUCUCCUUUUCUUAGAUCCUUGUCUGUACAUCCAUCGUUUUGCACACAAAUUGGAGUUUGGUGAAAAGGAGCAUGAUGUUGCUAUGACUGCAUUGAGGUUGGUCUCAAGAAUGAAAAGAGAUUGGAUUCAUCAUGGUCGGCGUCCUUCAGGGCUCUGUGGGGCAGGUAAAUGACCUUGGUGGAUGUUUUGUUUUCUAUUUCUUCUCUAUUUCUUAUCAUUACCCGUUUGAGUUGCGCAUUUCUGUUUACCCCACCCACUCUCCCUCAGCUGCUGCAAGGAGAACUAGUGGAGGGACUAGUGGGUUUGCAAGUCCCAAGCUUAUACCGUGUUUUGAGCUUUAAGUGUUCUUGUUUCUUUACACCAUUUUCUGUAAGCAUGUAUGGCUUGAUUUGUAAUAAAAAGUAUAUUGUGUAUUUUAUACUGCCAAAUAAUGUUAUUUAUUCCAUCCUUGACAGCCCUCUUGGUCUCCGCAAGAUUACAUGGCUUUAAUAGAACAGUGCGCGAAGUUGUACGAGUUGUUCGCAUCAGUGAAUCCACCAUUAGAAAGAGGUUAGGAGACUUUCAAGAUACACCUUCUAGCCAACUCACCAUUGAUGAAUUUCAAAAAAUAGAUCUUGAGGAGGAACAAGAUCCUCCUUCAUUUACGCAGGCAAGGAAAAGGGCCAAACAGCAAAUGGAGGAGCUUAACAAACCUGAAAUCACUUCUGAAUUGGAGGCUUUUCAGAAAGCAGUUGACAUGGCUUUAGGAGUUCAUAAAAAAGAGGAUAAUGUAAAAAUUACCAAAGAAAAUGGACCUAUUACUUCCUCUGAGAAUGACAAUGGUGUUCCCGGGAAUGGCAGUUCAGUUUUUGUUCCCCCAUUUUGCACAAGAGAGCAGACAAAUGUUGCAUUUAGCAAUGGUGGAAAUACAAAUUCUUCAUCAGUUGGUGAUGGGAAAGAAGACACAUCUCAGACAGGUAUAAAAUAUGUUUUUUAGUUGGCCUAUAGUUGCCUUGUACCUUGACAUGGGUGAGGACAACUUCAGCGUUUUAUUUUUCUUUACUUGACGUAAAGAUAGUGAUCAUGUUUUACAGUGCAAGUUCAAAAGUAGUUCAAGUUGCUUGUAAGGCCAUGUAAUGUCUAACCCUGCUUUAGGGACCUCAUUAUUAUGGACAGUUUGCUUUGUCCCAGGGGAUAGAAAACCCUGACAUUUUCUCUUAAUUCAACUGGCUUAAUAUGGACACCCCGUUAAAACAGACACAUUCUAUGGCCACCGUGGUGUCCAGUAUUAAUGUGGUUUGAAGGUAGCUAGAUACUGCUGCACGUUAGUGUUUCUAAAUUUUUCUUUCUCUCCCCUGCUUCAAGAUGUUUUUCCCCCAAGUACUCUUGUUUUCCCUUCUCCUAAAAACCAUUGCUUCCAAAUUCCAAUUGAAUUCGAAACACACAGACACAUUUAAACGAUUUCUUCAGAACUCUUGAGUGCUUCGUGGGUAAGCAAAUUACAAUUUACCAUAUUUUUGGGAUAUGACACAUAGUUCAGUGUUGCUUAUCAAAUGCCAUCAUAUGGCACAUCAGUGUACACUGUUUGCCUCAAUUCUAUAUUUUGAAUAUUCGUUCUGUGUUGUAGUUGAAGAACCGUCAGAAGACAAAGAAAGUGAGGAGCUGGAUCUAACUGGGCUAGAUGAUGCUGAACUUGAUAAAGUAUGAUAUGUAGUCUUGUAGUUGAACACAGUACCAACAGGCCGUUUUGAGGUUGUGCGUAACAGUAGUUGUCGUUGGGCAGGUUUCGUACACUUACAAAUAAAUUCUGGAAAACUGUUCUUUGUGUUGUCACGCAACACUUCUCCCCACAGGAAGAAGAAGAGUAGCUUGGAAGUAAUGGAUGCAAGAGAUAAUGGGGCGCGCAAGGGAGACAUGCGUGUCUCUGUCGUGUGCAUUGUUCUUACCCGCGCCCAUUACUUCCAAGCGCCUGCUACGCAGGGUAGAGGAGGAGCUUGGCUGCAUAGGAGACUAGGAAAGUCAUGGUUAUAAGAAUGCGAUUUGCUAACCAUGGAAUAUCACAGAUUGUAAGUGGGAAUCAAGGAAAAUUAUGAAAAUAAUGCACCUAGUACAAAGCAAUGAUCCAGCAUGAAGCUACAUGUAGAUGUUUGAGUCACAAAGUCAGACAAGUGUCUUAAGGAGUUUUUAACUCAUUGAAAAAAUAGAAGCCAUGGACGGUCAUGGAAUUGUAAGAGCCAAAAAAUUAGUGUGAUCCUUUUAGUGUGUAAUGAUCCUUUUAAUGUGUUGAGUUUUGGUGGUAAUGUUAAAUGUAUGCUGACGUUUGAGCUUACUGCACGUCAUGUAUAAUCUAAAGAGAGAUUUGAGAGAUUGGCUUGAUUAUUGACAGUAGUCAAAAGAUACUAUACCGGUAAUUAAGAGUUCCGCACAAUAAAGAAUUCUGUUUCAAUUGACAAAUCUGUUAAUGGAUUUCUAACCAGGAAUUUUUGGAUUCCCCCCUUCCUGUAGACAACUCAGUGAAAAAGCUUUUGUAACUUUUGAAUCUUUUAGGACGUCACUAAGAAUGCCACGAUGAAAUUUACUCAUUUAGUGCAAUUUUCUCUAUAUCAAAAUUAUUUUGUCCAAGUAUUCAGUAAGUUGAAAUGAAUUCUUGCCUGCUUGAUUUCCAGUGCCUUUUAAACAGCGAAGAGAUUGAAAUAAAAACAAAACUCUGGAUGGAAGAAAAUAAGGAUUACUUGGAAAAAUUAAAAGGUGAGUUUAUUAUGACGUUCAUUUAGGUACGUACAACGUGUGCGGCAAAUGAUCUAAUCAAUAUUCAGGGCGAAGGAGGGUACUUUCACCCCAUGAAAGGGAACCCAGAUUCCAGAAUCCAGGAAUACCUUACUUGUUGAAUCCAGAAUCUGGGAAAAUUUUGCUUGAAAAAUCAGGAAUGCUGGUCUUUGGAAUCCGGAAUACAGCUCAAGGGAUCCGCAGUCCUACUAAAGAUGGGAAUCUAGAAUCCAAGUUCCACUGACAAAGGCUGGAAUCAAAUACCUGGAAUUCGGAUUUCGCAGCGUGGAAUCGAGAAUUUGUCUUCGGUUCCCUUACACUGGGCCAGUACAGUUGCGUAAUUAUCCAAACAAAUUAAGUCCUGAAAGAGUUUUAAACCCCUGACCUUGCUUUCAACUGGACGAUUGCUAUAACCAACUCUGUUAGACAAUGAACUGUGCAUUCACGGCUGAAAAUCGUCUAACUGAAUGCGAACAUUUUAGUUUCGCCAGCCAAACACCUUUACCUUCGUUAAAAAAGCAAUCAAAUAGUCUUCGUGGAAGACUUAUGUCUGUGUUAAGUCAAGCCUUUUAGGCAGCCGUUGACAACACAAGACGGUUUAUUAAUCGGUUUAAUGCUUUUGUUCCUCAUAGAAAAACAAGAGAAAGAGGCGAGAGAAAAGGAAGAAGGAAAUAAACAGGAAAAUAAAAAGGUUAGACAAGAACAUAAUGAACUAAUAUUAUGGGAUAGGAAGCCUGCAUGGUAGGUAAGGGUGGAGGAAGGGCGAAUUUAUAUAUUAGGGAGCUUAAGCAAAGACGUUAUUGAGCGACACACGUCAAUCGGAAGUGAGGCCUUCUCCCUUUUUAUAUGCCUUGACUCCAACAAAUUUUUAUUGCUAAGUUUCUUUUCUCUUAUAAAGACGAUUUACCCGAGAGUUUAAGCCAGACCACUGCCAAAUGAUGCAAAAAGUCCACUUCCGGUUGACGUCCGUCGCUCAAAAACGGUGUUGCUUAAGCUCCCUAUUGAUUUAGAUAACGUUUUCUUACGGGACUUACUCGGGAAAUCCCUAGCGGGUAGGGAACGGGAUUCCCAUCAUCUUGCCUGCACUUGAAAAUUCGAGCUAUAUAAUAAGUAACUCUAUCAAUUUAGAGCAGCUGUCCUGUUGCUGUGUGCGGUGGAUCAUAUUGUCCGACGCCAAGAAUGAUCUCUUUUCAACGCGUACUGCCCUAUUUCUUGGUCCCUUUUAUGCUGAAAUCAGGGCUUACGAUAGCCUAGCCUGCGUAGCAAGCGUUCCUGUGCGAUUUCGGAGCAAAAAACGAGGAUCGAGAGUCAAAAACCGCUCAGAGCUCUCGCUCUCUCUCCAGUUUUCGCGCGGUCAAAACAGAAAAUCCCGUUCCUCGGUCUUUCUUUGCUAUGAAACCAAACGGAAACGCUUGCUACACAGGCUAACGAUAGCCGAUCAGAUUGGAGGAUUUUUUUUGUUUGUUAUGGGUAUGAUUUAGAGUGUUUAUGGCGUUUCCAGAAACGAAAAUCCUACAAGAAGAGGACUCCAAGUGGCCCAGCCAGUACCGCCGGAGAAGCAAUUGAAAAGAUGUUAGUAGAAAAGAGAAUAUCUCUCAAAAUCAACUAUGAAGUACUGAGAGAUCUGGAGACUAGUCAGUCCAGUAAACCUUCUCUACCGGACAAACCUGCUGCUGAACCGGUUGUACAGGCCAAACAGGAAUUCCUCACACCACGAGUACCUACGAGAACUGGUGGAAGAAAAAGGUUGGGCUAAACUCAGUGGGAAGUGUUACCAUGGUAAUAAACCCCAUUUUGGGAAUUAGAGUCCGCGGUUCUCUCUAGCAUGGACUUCAUUAGGACUCUGAGUUAGUGCGGAAAACAGAUUGACCAUUUUAAUCUUCAAUCAUUCCAGCCUUUGGAAUAUGGGAAAUUUCUGUUUGUCUCUUUACCAAUGCAGCACGGAAAGCCGCAAAAAGUUUAAGGGAAACUCAGUUUAUCUUUCAAAGUGGUACUCUAAAUUCUAGUCUGACAGCAAACACUUCAAUUAUGGUAAGCGAGGCGAAUCGCGAGAGAACACACUCCUCGCACUCUCGUCUCCUUUCGCGUGACUCCUCGCGACUCCCCAAACGUGGAGCUUGCUUGCAGGUUGUCUAAAUUCUCACGGAGUCAAAGAACGUUUUUCCUUUAACCAAUUUAUUCUUACUUCCUUGUUUUGACCUUAUGAUGUUCCUUCUAAUAACCUUACUCCAACAUACGGUAUUUAAGCCACAAUCUACAAUCCCCUGAUUCGCUCUCACAAAGGGUUAAUUCGUGCAUUAUUUUCCAGGCACCAUAUCAAAACGAUGUCAUAUACAGUAUAUCAAUAUAUAACAAUAUUAUUUUCCGAUACCAAUAUCAUUUCCUUACCAAUAAUAUACCUCCAACAUAUGGGUAUUAAAACCACACGCAACCCACAAUCCCCUGAUUCGCUCUGCCGAAGGGUUGGCACUCCAAACGUUCGCUUCUCUGUCUCUCUAGGGUUGCCAAUCUACUUUAUUACCUCAGAUGAUAAAAACAAAUUCGUGGUUUUUCUCACAGAAUUCGAAGCCCGACCUAACAUACUUUUUUUCAAGGAUGUUACUCGGUCGCUUACGCGGCAAGAUUUGACUGAAUUCUUGAUUGUGCGCGAAUUGUUAAACUUUGUUCUCUCUGAAUUUCAGAGAUUCGUCUUCGCCUGCUGUUUUGCCAUCAGAAUCCUUCAAGAAACCAAAGGUAAGCGUGCUUACAGUUGAGACCUUAAGAUCUAGGUUUUUCGGCAUUAGAGAGAUUAAGAUUCACGUUUACCGCAAACAGCAAACGUCAGAUUGAAAUUGAGAAUUUCUCAGAAUGGAAAGUAAGCAGAUAAAAACAGUUCAGAACGAUUCUUAUGGAUAAAACUGGCAUAAAACUACUUUUUUGUGUGUGUAGAAGCAAUAAACAGUAAACGAAAAAUAAGGGAAAACUUGGUCACGUGGUACACAUUCACGUUUGCCGUUUGGCGUAAACAUGAAUCUUGAUUCUCUUUAAUAGAGAGGUAAGAGAUUAGCAAAGCUGUUGUUUUGCUAAUCGAAACCUAUUGCUUUUUUGCCGCUCUCGUCGCCCUUGUGAAUCAGUGCAUUCGUGCUAAAUACAUUGACACUCAAAUAAAGGUCUUUUUUAGCCUACCUUAUAACACUCUUAACAAACCGCACCGUGUUUGGACAUUUUGCCAAACACUGCAAAUCGAAAGAACAUAGCAAAUCGAAUUGAAAAAAUGUGGUUAGGGAAUAUCAUGAUCGUGUGCGUUUAGCAGUGACUUAUUUGAAAAGAGUGUAAUACUUAAAGCAAGCUACCGUAAUAUCCCGGUGGAAGUAAGCCUUGGGUCCAUACAAUUUGGUAAAAGAUCUAGGGGGAGCUUAUAUAUAUUCGUGAUGGGGUUACUCAGUAUAAUAAGCAGGGUUUGAGCUAGGAUUUGAUCACUGGGGGACAAUUUGUCCCCUUGGCUAAAUUUUUGGGGGACAUUUUCAUUUUUAGGGGGACAGAAAUUUGUACACCCUUCUGCUGAUGCAAAGGGGUUUGUCUUCUUAGCAGGGCUUCUGAUAGGUCUCGGAAGAAAAAGUCAAAUUUCGCGGGAUUUUUAGGGACAAAUUCGCGGAAAAACAAGCCGAUUGCGCGGGAGUUUUCGGGGCAAACUUCGCCGAAAAGCAAUCGGUAAAAAACGGCCGAUUUUGUGGUUAUUUUCAAGGCAAAUUUCACUAGAAAUCGAUCGGUUUUGCGCUGAUCAGACCAGCCUUUUUAACGUUUUUGUAACAGAGCUCAUCAUUUGCUCUUUCAACAACAAUACGCUCCAGAAAUGAACCAAUGGCAAAGCCUUUAACAUCAUGGCUAGUGCCCAGUUUUUCGCAACAUAAUCUGUUUGCAUGUUUCAGUGACGAAGUUCCAAGAUAAAUUUGCAAGUUUACGGCAAGCAAAUAGCCCCUAUAGCUGAAAUAAGUUUCAAAUAUGUUUUACAGACAUGUAUUUGAUAAGAUUUCUACCGAAUUUCGCGGUAUUUUUCGUGUUUUUGUGAAUUUCGCGGCUUCGCGACCGCGCGAAGAAUCAGAAGCCCUGUCUUAGAUUUCCGACAAAAAUAGUAGUAGAGUGUGACUGAAGCGUAACUUUGGAAUGAACUUUAAAGGUGCGAUAAAAUAUACCUUCCACGCUCUGUUUCAGCUUGCAAAAUCUGUACUGAAAUAAAUCUCUUCGUGUGUGCUUCGAUUCGAGUUUUUUCCCUAAAUUUUGAAGGGGACAAAUUGUCCCCUUGGCCGUUUUUUAAAGGGACAAUUCCAAUUGCAAACCCUGUAAUAAGCAGAAAAAACAUUUUGAGACUGGCUGGCAACGAAACGUACUUUAUUUCACUAAAAUUCUAGAACAUAACAAGAAAUAGGUACACAUAGAUGAGCCUAUAGUCGGGGGAAGCCGCGGCUUAUAAGUGGGGGUGGGGGUGGGGGUGCUUAAUCAUAACGAAUGAAAUCUAGAUAGAUUUUCCUAUGGCCAAAGGGCACUUAUAAGUUGGGGGGGGGGAAACAGGGACUUUACGGUACAACGCAGAACGUCGACUCAAGAGUGCGUUAUCAUUUCCAGCUUAUUCAGUCUCCAAAACCAGUCAGCGAAGAAGAAAGCCAAAAUGAGGUAGUUGUUGAAAGUGGCCCCGUGGAGUAUGAGAAGAACGAUGAAAAUACGCAAGAGUACGAUGAUCAUGAACUAGAGGAGGAGGAGGAGGAGGGGGAACCAGUGAGUGUGGCACAGCUCAUGGGGCAUAUAUACGAUGGAGGU
Porites lobata is the source of this 13996-nucleotide messenger RNA. The record is from the annotation of a GenBank genome assembly. NCBI's taxonomy places the organism in Eukaryota, Metazoa, Cnidaria, Anthozoa, Scleractinia, Poritidae.